Molecule: messenger RNA, 2885 nt
Organism: Salvelinus namaycush (lake trout)
Lineage: Eukaryota; Metazoa; Chordata; Actinopteri; Salmoniformes; Salmonidae
Product: inositol 1,4,5-trisphosphate receptor-interacting protein-like 2
Exons: 5
Coding region: 86-2509 (807 amino acids)
Source: RefSeq, a predicted model, not a curated record
GAGAGAGAGACAGAGAGAGAGACAGAGAGAGAGACAGAGAGAGACAGAGAGAGACAGAGAGAGAGAGAGAGAGAGAGAGAGGAGGAUGAGUGUGUACACUCUUAACCUGCGGGUGUUCUGGCCUCUGUUGACCUGUGUGUUGACUGGUCUGGUUUUCCACCACCACAUAACCCACUGGCUAAGCCCAGAAUCAGGCCCCGAUCCUGGGUACGAGGCUGGGACAGAGCCCUGCUUUGACCAGGGCCCUCCUGUCUUUUUCUCCCUCAUCAAACUACUACUGGCCUGUGUCCUCUGCUACCUCUUCAUAAGGUACUGCUCCACCCACCCAGGAGGGCCCCAGAGGGUGCCUCUCGAGGCCGCUGACGGGGCUCUGAAAUCGGGUUGGUCUCGUCGAGAGGUCCUGGAGGACUACUACGAGCGCUGGGUGCGUCUGUCUCCUCACGUCCUGGGGCACAGCAAGGCCCACGUGGCCAAACUGGUCGGGGAGCUGGUCAGAGCCGGACGUGCCACUGGAGGUAUCCCAGAGUCCUCUCUGGCGUUCCGGGGAGACUUCCUGCAGGUGGGCAGUUCAUACGAGGAGCACAAGGUGGGCGCUCCAGAUUACUAUGAUAUCCUGGUACCUCUGAAGAUUCCCCGAGAACUGAAAUUGGAGCCACGAGUAUACAGAGGGGAGAGGAGGGGGGAGGAGAAGAAGGACGAGAGAGGAGAGGAGAAGGGGGAGGGCAAGAGUGAUGUGAGGGGUGAGGAGAAAAAAGAGAAGGGGGACACGAGAGCUGAGGAAAAUAACAAGAGGGUGGAGGUUAAAGAGAACUGGAGAAAGUCAGGGAAAGGGGAGGGCAAGGGAGAUGUGAGGGAGCAGAGGGGGGAGGUUAAAGAGAACGGGAGAAAUUCAGGGAAAGGGGAGAGCAAGGGGGACGUGAGGGAGGAGAGGGAGGAGGUUAAAGAGAACGGGAGAAAGUCGGGGAAGGGGGAGGGCAAGGGGGAUGUGAGGGAGGAGAGGGGGGAGGUUAAAGAGAACGGGAGAAAGUCAGGGAAGGGGGAGGGCAAGGGGGAUGUGAGGGAGGAGAGGGGGGAGGUUAAAGAGAACGGGAGAAAGUCAGGGAAGGGGGAGGGCAAGGGGGAUGUGAGGGAGGAGAGGGGGGAGGUUAAAGAGAACGGGAGAAAGUCGGGGAAGGGGGAGGGCAAGGAGGAUGUGAGGGAGCAGAGGGGGGAGGUUAAAGAGAACGGGAGAAAGUCGGGGAAGGGGAACAGGAUGAGGGUAAGAAGCAAUAAAGUGAAGGAAGUCCAGAAGGACGACAGCAAGAUGGAGGAGCAGACAGAGGUCAAAGAAGAAGGGAAGGACGUCUUGAAGGACGAGGUGAUGGACGAGAUGAAAUGGGAAAGUUCAGAGGGCGGUGGGUGGAGCGGGGUGCCGCGGUGCAGUCUAGAGACUCCUCGCCGUGGUGACUGGCUACGAAAACACCGCAACUUCACUGACACGUUUUUACGAAUGACCCCCUCUCGGGGGUCGCCCGAAAGGUCAUCGAGGUCAUUAUCAGGGGUCACGGCAGUGUCAGGAGGAGGAGGAGGAGGAGGGGGCGGAGUCUAUCGCCUGACCCCGGACUCCGUCCUCCGUUGGUUCUACCCGGCGGUCCAGCGUUGCCUAGCAACCGUGCGCUACCCUUUCGAGCAGCGCUGUACGCUGAGUCUGGCUCUCGCCGACGACCGUGUGCAGCUCCGACUCACACCGCGUUCCGACUACGUCUGCUGUCACAUCUCCAUGGCAAUACGGCUCCUCCCUGCCAUCCCCCUCGGAGACGGGGUCUACCUGGUUCCCAUGGAAACGACGGCCUCAGUGGCGAUGUCAAAUACAGACCAGCACCAGAACCAGCAGAGCGAGGAGAGGGACCUGUGGACUUUGUUCUUCCCCCGCCAGGAGCAGCGUCUGCUGGGCUGGCUCCGGGGCCGCUCACCACAGCCCUCCUGCCACCUCAAGGUGCUCCAGCUGACCAAGGCCCUGCGUGACCUGGGUGGCCAGGCACUGGACAGCCACCGGGGGGCGCUCUGGAGGUCAGUCCUCUCCUCCUACACACUGAAGACGGCCUGGCUGCGUCUGCUACUCAGCUCUCCUGCAGAGGCCUGGGAGGAUCGCCAUCUGGUGGCCAGGAUGGAGGAGCUGGUCCGCAGCCUGAGGGAGAGCCUCCAGAACCGGGCUCUGGAUCACCUCUUCCUGGGGAGCGACAGCAGCUCCAUCUUACCUGACUCUGUGACUCUACCUAAGUUGGUCAAAGAAGCGGUGGGAGCUCCAGUGGGGGGUCCAGUGGAGGGUUCGGGGGGACGUUUGGGGGGUUCGGCAGGGAACCUCUGGGCAGGUGUGGACCCAGCCUCAUUGGACCUAGUGUCUGGCCGGUUGGCGUAUGCCUGGAGCCAUCUCCACCGGCUGAUCAGGUUGGGCCGACCCCAGAGGAGUAGCUUGGGGCUGGGCAGGGCAGGAAACAUAAACUGCCAGCAUCUGCAACCUGGAGAGUAACCAACUUAUCUUUUCUGGAAACGAAUGAAAGGAUUACAGGUGAAAUCAGAGGUUAAUAUCCUCCAACAACAGACCCAGUCAAACCGAGAGAUACAUAGACAGACGGGAUGGAUGAAACAUCAGACUACUUGCUCAUCCAAAGGUUGUACAGGAGCUACUGGUCUAGAAUAAAAAAGAAAGUCUAUAACAGUGAUGGGACGUUCUCUGAGUCAUCCCUCUUAACCAGUCAUGAAUGGAAAUCAUAGGGAAUUUGUAAUUUAUGAAUUUGUAAUUUAUGAAUUUGUAAUGAAUACAUGUGUAAUUUUUCCCUGGUACAUAAUGAAUGAGGUUUCAUUCAAAACCAGAGUGAUUGUAUGUCUGCUUCUGCCUGUGUCCC